AAGAAGAAGAAGAGGAGGAGGAAGGCCGACCGAAGAAGAAGAAGAGGAGGGCCAUUACCGGUCACAAGAAGAAGAGGAGGAGGCAGUGAUGGAGCAAGAUGGCUGCCUCGCCCGGCCAGGUCAGGCUGGAGCAGAGACUAAGGGUUAAAAUAGGUGAAGCCAAAAACCUUGUCCUGCGCAACCAUGGCAGUGGAGGGCAGAGAGAUGUCUACUGCGCCAUCUCCCUCGACCAGGAGGAAAUAUUCCGCUCAGCCACAGCAGAAAAGACACUGGACAUGUCUGUCUUCUUUGGUGAGGAAUUCCAGUUUGACAUUCCGAGAGAGUUUCGGUUCCUGUCAUUCUACCUGUACGAGCGUGACCGCCCCAUGAAGACGGACAAAAUCAUGGGAAAGGUGUCCAUCAAGAAGGAGCACCUCCACAAGUACCACGGCAGGGACCAGUGGUUUCCCAUCACGCCAGUGGAUGCAGACUCAGAGGUCCAGGGGAAAGUCCACGUUGAGGUACGGCCACUUCAGGUGCGGCACCUGAAUGACUGCUGUCAACACAUGGUGGAAGUCAAGAUCCUAGAGUGCAGCGACCUGGCUAUCAUCAAUGGUUCAUGUGAUCCCCUUGCCUCAGUCACCAUGAUCUACACCAACAAAAAGCAAGAAACCAAGAGGACCAAAGCCAAGAAGAAGACUGUUAGCCCUCAUUUUGAUGAAGCCUUCAUGUUUGAGCAGAGUAACCAGAGGGGCGGAAGCCAGGACCGGGAGAACAUGUACAGUCUGGUGGAGGAGGUUGCAGGCUUCCAGGAGGUGCGGGUGGCACUAUGGCACGACUCCCCGGGUGUGUUUGGUAACGUGUUUCUCGGAGAAGUCAAGAUCCCACUCAGUGAUAUGGGGCUUAAGAAGCGAGAUGCUUGGUACUUUCUUCAGCCCCGAAACUCAGCAGGAAAGAACCAAAGGGGUGACCUAGGUACCCUGAGGCUAAACAUUCAUUAUACCUCCGAUAAUGUUUUCUCUAGUCAGUCAUACGAUUCUCUCCGCAACCUCAUCCUGCAGAGCACUGGGGUGGAGCCCAUCACUGCCUCGGUGGCCUGGUUACUGGGUGAGGUGGUGCCUCAGAAGCACGAUGUGGUUCAGUCCCUUACUCGAGUCUUUCUCCACCAUGGCCAGGUGGUUCCCUUCGUCUCCGCCUUCGCACGUCAUGAAAUAUCAAAGAUCACGGACACAAACACAAUUUUCCGGGGCAAUACCCUUGUUUCUAAGUGCAUUGACGAGUUGAUGAAGUUGGUGGGUCAUCACUACCUUCGCUCAACCCUCAAGCCCACCCUUGACCUCAUCUUCCGAGAGAGAAAGCCUUGUGAGAUAGACCCCACCAAGCUGCAACCAGGAGAGAGUCGGGAGGCUAAUCUGUGUAAUCUUAAGGAAUAUAUUAAUCAGAUCCUGAAGCCAAUAAUUAAUUCAGCCCUCAACUGCCCACCUGUCAUGUGCCAAAUAUUUUCGGAGCUCAAGGAACUGGCCAACACCUAUUUUCCAAAUGAACGGGAAGUGAGAUAUUCAGUUAUUUCUGGGUUUGUGUUUCUCCGGUUCUUUGCUCCAGCCAUCCUCCAUCCCAAGCUCUUCGACCUCACUUCAGAGCAGAUUGACCCAUCAACACAACGCACCUUGACGCUGCUAAGCAAGAUAGUGCAGAGUGUCGGCAACCAGGUCAGUUCACGUCAGCCGCACCAGAGUUUCCGGGAGAGCUACAUGCGGGAAGUGUUCGCCCACUACAUCACAGACAAGCAUGUGGAGGGAACCCGCACGUUUCUGGAGAUACUGUCAUCAAUACCCAAUGGAAGUCAAAAGGCACAUGACACUCCGGUAAUACUUAAGGAAGGCAUCAUGAUCAAGAGAGCCCAGGGACGGAAGAAGUUUGGUAUUAAGAAUUUCAAGACCCGCUUCUUCAGACUCACGACUCACAGCCUCACCUACUCCAAAACAGAAGGUGGGCAACCCCUUUGUGAUAUUCCAGUGGAGAAUAUCCUUGCUGUGGAAAGGGUCCAGGAGUCCUCAUUCAAAAUAAAGAACAUGUUCCAGUUGGUUCAGGAAGGAAGAACGCUGUACAUCCAGGCAAUGAAUUGUGUGGAGGAGAAGGAGUGGAUGGACUUGUUAACCAAAGUAUGCCAGUAUAACACCCACCGCUUGAAGCAGUACCAUCCCGGGGCAUACAUCAACUCCAACUGGCUGUGUUGCAAGUCCCCCAGUGAGCAUGCCCCAGGUUGCAGUGCUGUGUCCAACUACCUGGACUGUGACUUGAAGGUGCACAUCGACAGUGACCGUGAGAUGGAGCGCCUCAAGUCUCUCCUCGUGGAUAACUUUGCCUAUCUGGAAGAGCUGCAUAACAUGUGUGAGAAAGCAAAUCUGUAUGGAACGUCCCAGGAGGUGAGCAUCGGGGGUGUGGUGAUGGAAAACCCUGCAAGAACCUACCAGUCCCUACAUUCUCUCAUGUCCAGUGUCCACCAGCUGCAGCAGGAGCACGAGAACCACCAGCUGCGCCUCAAGCACUCUGUUACUUAUGGCUCCAAACAAGCUCCCAUUGGUGAUGACAACUACCUGUUGUUGGCCUCCAAUAUUGCCAAGUUUAAAAACAGCGGAGGGACUGGCGAGGUUGAUAAUGCUGUCCGCAAGACGUCCAGUAGUCCCUGCUGACCAUGGGUGCUGCUCCCUGGGACAAAGGGAAGAUCAGGCAGAGGUAGGGAGGCACCUGGUGACAUAAACAUAACUGCCAACGUUCACUGGGUGUGUCCUGAGGUGAGAUAAAGUCUCAGACGCCUGUAUUGUUUAGUGUGUAUCAGGUUUUCACUUGUUACAGGAAGUAGAAGAUAUUAUAUUACUUGUUGAUCAAGUAGUUGGUCACUUGAGUGCAAAGUUGCAGAUUAUAUUACUCUAUUUUAUUGAUCAAUGUCUCAUGCUGUGCCAGAAAGUUAUGUAUCAUAUUCUUCUAUUUAAUUAAUGAAGAAUAUGAGCACACUGUAAAAAGAAAGUAAAGCUGUGCCAGAACUUUUUUUGCUGAAGAUAAUAGUUGCAGAGAAUUUUAUCAUAUUUGUAUAGAAUAAAGUCUGCAUGCUCCUUGACUCCUUAAGAAAAUAAAUUUGAGUGUGUAAACAAAAGAGACUAUGUACAGGGAGGUGAAACAUAAAAAUAUCACAAUUUAUGUAGCAUAUUUACUUAAGUUAUUUCUGAGGCUAUGACCAAGAAUUUUUAUAUUUUAGGUUUUAGUUAGCAUGAAAGUCUGUUAUUUAAUUUUAUUGGUAUUUGUACCAGGUGGUGGAGACCUGGCUGGUGUGGUAGUGUGUCGGGUGUGGCGCUUGGGGGCUGCAGGUCAGACACUUGAGCCAAGCGUUCAGAAUGGUCUACUGAGAGUAUGCAUGCUGGACUCAUACUGAACAGAACUUCACAUUUUCUAAUUCAUGCUCUCUACAUGUUUAGAAAACAUUAUUGACAUAAAAGAGGGAAUUUUGUAUAAUUGGAAUUGGACCUUGAAGUGUGUAGAAAGAUAGAUUAAAUAGACAUAGGUAUAGACACAUGCACACAUGAGACAAGUGCCAAAGGCAGUGUUGCUGUGAUUUAAAAGAGCACAGUAUUUAUUGUGUUUCUUUUGACAAUGUGUACACAAAGCAACACACAGUAUAGUUCAACACUUAGGAUCACUCAUGGUCUAAUGCCAUCAAUGUCAAGCAUAAUAUAUAAUCAAACUUGUAUGCCAGAGCUCAUCUGACCAGCAUGCACUUCCUUGUCACAAAUCAUUCACUCUAAACAAAAAAAUGUUUGUCACAAUUUGGAUAGCUUUGUUUAUAUUCUUUUCAGUACUAUAUGUCAUUAGUAUUGGUGAAGUUAGGGUUCUCAUAAAGCCUAUGCUCCAAUCUUAUUGUUUGUAGUUUUAUCGUGCUUUAAUUUUUUUCUUACUCUGAUUUUAUAACGUUUUGCUGCUUGAUGGCAAAUUUUCACGUGUGCUGUUCAACUGUUGCUGCCUAGUUGUACGGCUGCACACGCGUCGAGGCCAACUGAUAUAUUGUGCCAAAAGUAGACACUCAAGACAUGUACAAAAUCCGAACAAAGUGGGUGGGUGCAAAGGAGAUGGCAUUCGCUCUCCCACUGACAGCCAAUGUAGCACCGCCAGUCAGCCAGUCAGGCCGCUCUGCCGUCGCCCCCACCAGCGCUGAGGGGAUGAGCAAGGGUGUCGCAUGUUUGUUUAGUAGCAUAGAAUUUCUUUGCUCAUUUUCCUAAAUUGUAGUCUUUGUUAAUGUUUUCAGUUGUACUGUAUUGCUAGUAAUAUUUAUCCUUAUUUUUUUACAGCCAAUCAGUUUUGUUGCAUUUUUGUACAUUAAAAGAUAUUUAAGUGAAUCAAAUGACUCUCUAAUGUGAUAUAUGUGUGUGUGUCAUUGUGUGCAUGUGUGCAAGGCCAUUUUGGUGUAUGAUCUCAUGUUGGUGAUUGAUUCAGUAAUAAUACCCUCACAAAAAGUAUGGUGGAGCUUAGCUGCAGCCAUCACCUGAUUUUUUUUUCUCUUGGCAUAAUUUUUUAUCAUUUAUCAUUUUUAUCAUUUAAUCAUUUAUUGGUACCAGUGAUAUUUUGGUAAUAACCUUUUGUACAAUACAGUACUUAAGUUUUUUAAGUACAGAAUGUAUGUCUAGGUAGUAUUUAUAUGUUGUUUAUGAAGUAGUGAAGUAGUUUGUGGUGUUGUUCAUUCAGUGUUGUGUGUGACGUGCCAGUGAGUGACGGUGUUUAUCCAAGUAUUAGAAGCUAAAACGGCAGGCAUCGGGAGGUACAACUAACUACUGAGCCAUGGGCAAGGUCCCCACAAGAUUGUAAAAGGAUUGUAGGAAAUGCACAAAUUUUCACAUAUCUUGAGGGUUGCCUUACAUAGACCAAGUGAGUGUAAUGUACUAGAAGGACGGUGCCUGUGUGUAUACCAGAGAAUGUGGGGAGUAACUCAGUGUUGUAUGCUUGGUGUGCCUGUUUGAGACUAAUAUGUUCAGUAUCUAUGUGUGUCAAGUGUCUCAUUGCUCUUGUUCUCUCCUUUAUCCCAUACCCAGUGACUUCUUUCAGUCUUCCUUGUUUUUAUUCUAACUCAUCCUCCCAGCUGUACUCUUUUUUUUUCUUUAUCUGUCUUUGUUUCUUCUGUGCCUCAAACUUUUUUUAUCUUCUGUUCAUUACCUUAGCCUGCCUGUCAUGUCUCAGUUUUCAGUAGGUGAGUUUAGUUUAUUUAUUCUCUCUCUCUCUUGGUCUCAUUUUUCUUCUCCCUCUCGCUCUGCCUCUCCUUUUUACUCUAGUUCUUGCUCUUGCUUCCCCCCUCAUCCCCUGUUUCUGUAUAGCAUCCCAGUGUAAAUAACGUGAAAGCAAUCAUUUAACUGUGUACAAAUUUAAUGCCAAGUGAUACCCUGAACCAGAUAAUUAUGUAGAAGGCUGAAGCACACUACCACGCAUACAGUAGAUUAGUUAGUGUCCGGUGGCAGGCUGCCAUGCGAUGCUGCUGUGGCUGCUGCUACUCGGCAAGACAGCAAUGAGACGAGAUUGAUAUGUAGUUAAUCCCAAGCUCAGUAUUGUUGGUGGACGUAUGCUGGCCACUAACCCUGGGGCUCAGGUGUGUGUGUGUGUGUGUGUGUGUGUGUGUGUGUGUAUGUAUGGGUGUGGGUGUGGGUGACAAGUGAGUUUUGGUCACCUGGAGUAAUUAUUUAUUGAAGUUAAAGAUGAUAGUGAUACUGAGAGGAUUAUUAUCAUUAUUUUUUGUACCUCAGUAAUGAAGUUUUGGAGAUGUUUGCAAGGUUUAAAAGAAUGCAGUUCCCUGCAUUAUUGGUGUUAUGAAUUUUAAACUGAAUAUUUACCUUUUAACUCAGCGAAAGUCAGGCAAGAAUUUGUCUCCAAUAUUUUUUUCUCUAAUCAAAACCAGGUAGGGAUGAUUGUAUUGCAAACUAAGUAACAUGCAUUUCUUUCCCCCGAUGAAAAAAAAAGUGUAAAGGUUCGUUUCCACGUAAGGCAUGAUUUGGUAAUGAGACUUUUUAUGGAUAACCCGACAUUCCAAUUAGAGUUAGUAAAUUUUUCGAGGCCAAUGUCUACUUACCUGUAUUAUGUUUACUGUGCCAUAAAUUUUCACCUGAUGGGUAUUCGGAAAGGUUUUAACUAAUGACUGCAGGCUGAGGAGGAGGAGGAGGACGCCGACACUGGUGAUGGCGAGGGAAUUUGUUUUCUCCGCUUUUUCACUCUUAUUGUAGCAGUCACCAUUGUAUGUGUGUGUGUGUGUGUAUUUGUGUGUGUGUGUGUGUGUGUGUUUAUUUGUUUGUUUGUUUUCUAGUAAAGUGUUUCAAUAAUUUA
Molecule: messenger RNA, 6333 nt
Organism: Eriocheir sinensis (Chinese mitten crab)
Lineage: Eukaryota; Metazoa; Arthropoda; Malacostraca; Decapoda; Varunidae
Gene: RasGAP1
Product: GTPase-activating protein-like
Exons: 19
Coding region: 99-2672 (857 amino acids)
Biological process (GO): regulation of GTPase activity; intracellular signal transduction
Source: RefSeq, a predicted model, not a curated record